AUGGAUGGAUCAACUCCAGCAAAAUUGUUUCAAGAUACCACAAGUGUCAAACUCAUAAAGCCUGAGCUCCAAAUAUACGUGAGCAUUGGUGGCUGGACAUUUUCCAACAACCAUACAAAGACUCAGGCUGUUUUCGGUGACAUUUCUGCAGACCCGAAGAAACGUCAGACCUUUGCCGAUAAUGCGAUAAAAUUCAUGAAGCAAUAUGGAUUCAACGGCAUUGAUCUUGAUUGGGAGUAUCCGGGUGCCCCUGACCGAGGGGGUAAAGCCAGGGACAAAGAGAACUACGUCGAGCUACUCAAGACUCUACGUCGGACCUUUGAUGCAAGUGGUGCUAACUAUGGUCUAACCUUCACCGUCCCGUCUUCCUAUUGGUACCUUCGUUGGUUUGAUCUUGAGAAAAUGGUCCAAUAUGCGGACUGGGUCAAUCUCAUGAGUUAUGAUCUUCAUGGAGCUUGGGAUGCUGAUAACCCAAUUGGUAGUAUCGUGCAAGCCCACACAAAUCUUACUGAGAUUAAACAGGCCGUUGAGUUAUUCUGGCGCGUCAAUGUUCCCCCUGCGAAAGUUGUGAUGGGAUUCGGCUUCUACGGUAGAUCAUUCACCUUGUCAGAUCCCUCUUGCAAUAAACCGGGAUGUCCUUUCAAAGGGGCAGCAAGCCCUGGUCCCUGUUCAAAUACCGGAGGUAUCCUAGCAUAUUACGAGAUCAUGUCUGCUCUUAAUGGAGCAUCAACCUCCUCCAAGCGCAGCACUAUCUCGCCAACUCAUGACAAGGAGCAUGCCGUCAACUAUUUCACCUUUGACGAGGAUCAGAAGAUCAAGACGAACCGAGAUCUUCAGGCUAUCGACAAAGCUCUGUCAAAUCCGGUCGCAGUCGUACAGGACUUGGCUGGAUCAAACGGACAGAAGUGUUUUGUUCACAAAGGUGACUGUGUGCAUCUUAAUGAUAAUGGCGCAAUGUCUAAGGCGUGUGGAAAGGGCUACACGCCCGUGGGAUGGGAUGAUGCCGGCUGCGGUACAUCAAGCUGCCAUUGUGGCAAGCCAGUCUGCUGCCCAACUGCAAGCGCUCCCAAAAACUGCAUAUGGCGUGGGGAUGAUAAUGGCGGCGGGGCAGGCUCAGACUGUAGCGCUCAGUGCAGGCCUGGUGAGAUCAAUAUUAAAGGAAUUAGAUCCUCAUGGGGUGGGGGUUUCCUCAAUGAUGGCGGCACAGACAAAUGUGGUCGCGGAUACAAAGCCUUCUGUUGCCCUGAUCCAAACUUCUCAAGUGUGACUUCGCAUUGCUCAUAUGCUGCAUGCGGCAAGGACUGCCCAACUGGGAAAAAGUCUGUUUUCACGAAGUAUGAUAAAUGCUGGACUGGUGGUCAAAAGUACUGCUGUCGUACUCCAAUCGAGUUAAAAGAUUGCAACUGGGUCGGAGGGAGCGGCGGUGAUGGGGACUGUGCCAAUGCCAAUUGCAAUGCGACAGAGGUUGAGAUCGACCGAGCUACCUAUGGGGAUCAUUCCACGGCGUGUGACUGGGGUAGGAAGAAGGCCAUGUGCUGUACCAUCAAAAAGCAACCGCCACCCCCUGCCAUGUGUACUACUAAUCUGUGCAAGGAACUUCCAGGAUCCUGCCCAGAUCAUGACGAUGACGAGAGUGCCAAUGGCUGGACUAGAAGAGACCUCUCCACUUUCGUUGACAGCAAUGAGGCAUAUUCUCCUUCCCUCGAGAAACGCAGCACUUCAGAGUAUAAAACGCGAUUGACUUGGCGAAUCGGUCAGGUUAUACACACCGCAGAAAUCCUUGUUCAAUCAAUCAGCUACCCCACGAAUAUGGCAAAUCUCAUAAACUCCCGCACCGGUCGAAAGUUUCCCCCCGGACAGCUUGACUCGUCUUUCUUUACAAACUUGCAUCUGCAAGUCGAGCACAUCAUCGACCGCCAAAUCAUCGCGCCGUUCCUUGAAAGCGCAACUGGAGGAUACCUUCCAUCCGAUCCUGAAAAUACCUACGACGAUCUGGCACCCGUUGACGGUCUGUUCAUCAGUAAUCAUUUUGAAACUUCCUUCCCUGCUCUAGGAGCUCGAUCCGCCAUUGGUGGGCCCGAUGGACCUCGACCAGACACUUUGAUCGGUCGUCUAAUGCAUACAUUUGGGAGCUCGGACUAUCGCUAUCCAUUCUUGCCCACCGAGGACAGCGUCAAUGGAGCUAAAGGUCGAAUCAUGGGGGGCAAUGCGCCAACGGCUCUGACUGAGAUUACGAAGCUUGCAAAAUUAGCCGUUUCAGCAGACACUAACCAGGCGGCCGACAAGUUAAUAUCGGCCAUCCGAGUCGGAUUUGCUGUCUUCGAUUAUCUCCAGCAACCAGAUGCGAGCCUUCGUUGGAACAAGGUCAUCGAGCAGUUCCGUCUUCAGGCAGGCUUUAUAGAAACGGAUCUCAACUUGCCCGGGUUAGUUGCCUGGUGGGAUGUUUGGUUCCCCGACUUUUUAAACGUUCGUCUCAGAGCGGCGACGGUAUGGGCCGAUCAAGCUAUUAUUCAUGCCGUUCAGCCAUUCCAAGACGCCGCACAAAACAAUAAUCAGCUUGCGAUUUGGCCCAUGGUGAACGCAGUUUUAACCGGGCUCCAGCAAGACAUUGGGGGCAUGGCCUUCCCUGCGUUCACCCAAAUGCACACUCCUGCGGGUGGCCCUCCCGUUUGA
Messenger RNA from Penicillium concentricum, 2673 nucleotides. Its product is annotated as glycoside hydrolase family 18 protein. Gene Ontology annotation, biological process: carbohydrate metabolic process. The transcript has 8 exons. Lineage: Eukaryota; Fungi; Ascomycota; Eurotiomycetes; Eurotiales; Aspergillaceae. The coding region runs from base 1 to 2673 and encodes 890 amino acids. The record is from RefSeq and is a predicted model, not a curated record. Gene Ontology annotation, molecular function: hydrolase activity, hydrolyzing O-glycosyl compounds; chitin binding.